CAAAAAGGGUCGAGCCGAGCGUGGAUCCUCGCCUCUGACAAGCUCCGCCAUCUUCCUCUUCUUGUCUUGCGCUGCGCAAAGACAUUUGGACAAAAGGCGCCAACGCCAAGUGACCAAGUGAUCGCUUAAAGGUCAUCGCAGGCAUAUAGUGGCCAUUGGGUGACCUCAUCGCCCUUGCCAUCGCCCCGGGCCUGCAAACGCGCCUGUCUAUGCGAUCGAGCCCAGGCGUCAGCUAUACACACUCCCUGGACUUGGCUGAGAGAAGGCUGCAGCCUUGACUCGACUUGCCGCGUCGCCGAUAUGCAUCCCGGAGGACAACAAGACGUGUCGUCGGUAAGGUCUGGCUCUGACGCGUUCGGAUCUUCUCCCUUUCGAGUAGAAGCUGCUGCAGUGUCGGAAGUCAACACACAUCGGCAGGAGGACGGGCUGGCUCGGAUUGUCAGUGAGCGCCAGCAGCAGCAGCAGCAGCAGCAGCCACAGCCGCCUCAACAACUCCCUCGUCACCACCAUCGGUCUCCUCCUCAGGCCGACGGAGCAGGCACGCAGUCGCAACGCUCCGAUGACAGUUUUUCUGCCUACCUGCAUCAGCCCCAAUCGAGCUCGCCAGCCAGCAGCCAGCACAAGGAGCAACGUACCAAUUCCAGGGAGCUCUCAUCUCCCCUUGUGGCGCCUAGGGACGCCAGUGUGCUGCAAACGCCAGUUGCCAGCCAUGUCGAGCGCGAUCACGCGCGUCCAGCACUGCAUGGACCGGGGCAGCAUCAGCUCCAUACGCCCUCCCACUCAAUGGCAGACCCAUGGCGACGCGAACAAGAAGUCAGCAACGCGUCGCGACCGCUUGUGAGCUACGAAAAUGACGACGACGACGCGCCCCACGGUUGGGGUGCAGUGCUGGCCUCAAGAAAAACGAGCCAGAAGACAGCGACACUCGAGUUAGAUCCUCGACACGCGUCUCCACCGAUCCUGAGCGAGCAUGGUGACAAUUGGGAAGAUGUCAAGGAGGACGAGGACGAGCUGGUCGAUGACGACGACGAUCGGAGCCAGGAGGCAGGCCAGGAACAUGCAGGCGACAUGAGCACGAGCUUCGCUACGAGCAGCAUCGAUGUCGAUGACUCUGUCGCGGGCGGGAAGAAGCGACGGAGAAGAAUGAACAAGCAAGAGACGAGCCAGCUGGCUUCCGUCUUUGCCCAGACACAGUUUCCUGACGCAGACACCCGACAGCAAUUAGCUGCGAAGCUGAAUAUGAGCGUUAGAUCGGUUUCUAUCUGGUUCCAAAAUAAGCGCCAGGCAGUCAAGAAGAGGGCGUCAAGGUUUGGCGGGGUAGAGGGCAUCAGAGGCGCCACCGUCGUUGCCAAGCGCUAUGAGAGCGAAGAGCCCGAACUUCGUGAAGUUUCUUCCUUUAGAAGAUGGCCCAGUCUGGACGACUUUGCCGGCAAGUCGAACCCCGAUGCCGAUAGUCAUCGUGAAGGAUCUCAGUCGCCUCGUGCUUCGCCACAGCGAGAGGCGCCGAGCCGGCCUCUACCGCUCUUGGACGCCUUUCAGGCCCGGACAGGUCACAAGCUCAGUCGCAUUGCAUCGAUGCCUGCCAUGGCCAAACUCGUUGGCAGUCAUUUCUGUGCUGACGGAGCCGCGUCUGGUCCUGGCCAAUCCCCCGAAGCAGUGACGUCCACCCCACGGAAGGACCUGCGAGACUUAAUCCUUGGUCGCCCGAGAAGCGGGAACAGCGCAUCACUGCAGCGUUCGAUGGGUAUGCACCAUCGCCCUACUCUACACCGCAGUGCCAGUGCCUCUGUGCUGCGGCCUGUCGCCAAUCAAUCUUUAAUGGAAGCUUGUGAGGAUAGCUCGGGGAACUGUCGAGUCAAUGGCCGGCCGAGGACCAACAGCGAGGUCGCCCUGCGGACGGGCUCCGAUGGCCAAGCCACACUUCUCAUCGAUGCGGAGCCUGCGAUGACUGACGCCAAAGAAGCGACGCUGGCUAGUGCGACAUCAGCAGUCGAUAAGAGACUUGCCAGACUGCGCAUGCCUUCAUCUUUGGCGGAAGCCCUUCGUCGACAUGGCCUCACCUCCAUCUCGUUGGGUGACAAAGCAGAUGAGGAUCAAGCCAAACGCAAAGAGGCGGCGAUGUGGCAGCGAAUGGAGAGCAGCAGCAGCAGCGCCAUGUCGGGCAGCGAUGGUGUCCACAAUGAGGAAGAUAACCUGGGACAAACGGAGGCCCGUGCACCUCGAGUCGACGAAGAGGAUGAAGAGACAACGCUGCGCAUCAUUGCCAACAGGCGAGCUGCAAAGCUCAAAGCCAAGAUGGAGCAGCACCAGGGCAAUAAAGAGAGUUGGAUCACCGAUGCUCGCGUGGCCUUGGGCUUGGCCAAGCCGUGUCGACAAGAUCAGCGCAACGUCUUGAAGCAACGCUCGCGCAAGAUGGUGUUGCCGUCUUUCAGGAAGUCCGCCUCGCAAUCUCGCGGAUACAGGAGCAUGGACAACUCUCUGAUUCAGUCUUCUCAUUUGCCGACCCUCGACAUGGCAGCCAACCGCGACAGGGCGCUUGCUCGCUCUCCAUCCUGGGGCAGCGUCGUGGAGAGUCGUCUGACCGAACGCAAGGCGAUUCCGUCGAAGGCGCAGGAUCGCAAAACAAACAGGUACCAGCAUGUCAGGGCCGCCAGUUCACCUCAGCAGCAUGCUCUGCAGAACGCAAGGCUCGACGGGAAGCAGCAGAAGGAUGCGGGAAAAGCUCGAUUAUACGGUAUCCCGGACGAUCGGCGCCAUGCGAUGGGAGCCCUCUCGGGCAACAGCCUGGCCCGCUCCACGUCGCUGUCGCGGAUGAACGAACAGCAGGCUUUACGGUUGACGGGUACGUACACAAGGUCGCUCUCUUCCACUGCCUCGCUGUAUCAACCCCAGCAAGCACCUUCGUCGGAGAGACGACCUGGCGCCCUUGGAGCACCCCGGCCUUCCUCCUUCUUAUACCCUGGCCGCUCCGAGAUCUUCCACUCCACACCACCUCUUUCGAUGCGCUACUCCCACAGUCGGGGUGACGCCAAUGCGAACGCAGCAACCGCGCCACUUGGCUUUGCAAGGUCUCAGAGUUCGGUCUUUGGCGUGCUCAGAAAUUCCUACGCAAACAGCCAACCGUCUCGCUUCGGAGCAUUACCCGCACACACGACCGCACAAGAGCCUCGCUUCGGUCUCGCAGCAGACGACGCCGAGGUAGAGGAUGCUGAGAACAUCCCGAGCCUGAACUCGUCGCAGAGGUCUGACGGAAGUGAUGACUGGACGGAUCGGUGGACGGCCGAGCGCAGCCCCGAUAAGGCUGCACCAUUGACCUCGCUAACGACCGGACGUACGAGCCUUGGUGCUGGUCAGCUCGCUGUAGCCGGACAUAGCCCAGGCAAGCACGAUGACUCGGGCUUCUUUGGUUCAGAUGAGGAGGAAGAGGGAAGUCUGCGCCGCUCAUUCAACAGCAAGAAGAGACUAUCUUCCCCUUCGUCGACGUCUUCCCCACCCCUCUUUGCCACUUCUUCGCCCGGUAAGAAGAGAAAGAACGCGAAAAACAGCAGUGACAGGAAAGCGCUUGGAUCGGCUACUUCGAGGACCAACUCUGCAAAGUCAUCGCCUUCCAAGGCCGCUCAUCAUUCCUCGGAUCGAGAUCGACUGGCGGCAGAGAUGCUUCUCGACCUCGGUAGCCAGUCUCAGUCUUAGGAUAAGCACCGUAGCCUCAUUAACUUAUUUAUAACCCUCGCCCUUUGAAUUCCUUUGUCCCCUUUCCAUCAAUUUCCUGUCCCUUCCACUGUUGGUGAUGUUACAGCUAGGUACCACGAGAGGACAAGCAAUUAUUUUGUUGUGAAGGAA
Acaromyces ingoldii is the source of this 3840-nucleotide messenger RNA. RefSeq lists its product as hypothetical. Gene Ontology annotation, biological process: regulation of transcription by RNA polymerase II. Lineage: Eukaryota; Fungi; Basidiomycota; Exobasidiomycetes; Exobasidiales; Cryptobasidiaceae. The record is from RefSeq and is a predicted model, not a curated record. The transcript is spliced from 3 exons. Gene Ontology annotation, molecular function: RNA polymerase II cis-regulatory region sequence-specific DNA binding; DNA-binding transcription factor activity, RNA polymerase II-specific. Bases 301 to 3690 code for a protein of 1129 amino acids.